AUGUACAUGCAGGCCGUGUCUCCAAUGGGCAUUGCAGAAACUUCUGGGUUGGGAGCAGAACUACUGCUCAUUCCAGAGAAUGAAGGCAGUACAGAAAAAUUAGAGAUCAAACUGAAGUGCUUCACCAGGGAGGCUUUCAGAAUGGACAACCAGAAAACACUUCUUCUUCUUCUUUUUGCAGCCAAAUUCUGCUCCCCUGACCAGACAACUGUCUGCAGGGAAGCUUCUGUUGCAGACAUUGUAUUCCUUGUGGAUGGAUCCUGGAGUAUAGGAAAAGAGAACUUCAGAAGGAUGCAAGACUUCUUGUAUAUCAUGGUCAGCAGCUUUGAUGUUGGGGAAGAUAAAAUCCGGAUAGGUCUGAUUCAAUAUAGCGAUGCUCCACACACUGAGUUCUUCUUGAGCACUUACAACUGCAGGGAAGCCAUCUUAGAGAAGAUACAAGCAUUACACUACAAAGGAGGGGGCACAAAAACUGGGGAGAGCUUACGGUUCAUGCUGGAGAAUCACUUUGAGGAAACUGUUGGAAGUCGAAGGCAGGAAGGCGUCCCCCAGAUUGCAGUGGUGAUAACAGAUGGGCAGGCUCAGGAUAAUAUCCAAGAACCGGCCAAGGAAGUCAAGGAUGCAGGCAUCACACUGUAUGCCAUUGGCAUCAAAGAUGCUAGUUUGGAGGAGCUUCAAGAGAUAGCUAGUGAUCCAGAUGACAAGCACGUCUAUGAAGUGGGAGACUUCACUGAUCCAGAUAUCUCUCAUAAUAUGCUACAGGUGCUUUGUAGCACAGUAGAAGAGGUGAACCAAAUCACCCACUUCUCCCAAGUUUGCACAAAAGCCACCUUGGCUGACGUCGUAUUUUUAGUGCCUACUUCAACAAGUAUUGGCCCAGAAAACUUUCAGAAAGUGAAGAACUUCCUCUACAUCCUGGUUUCAAGCCUUAAUGUGAGCAGCGAUCAGAUCCGGAUUGGACUGGCCCAGUACAGCGAUGAGACCUUCAAGGUGUUUUUGCUGAAUCAAUAUUCACUGAAAAGUGACAUUCUGGAACAGAUACAGAAUUUGCCAUAUAAGAGCGGAGGGAGUUACACAGGCACAGCUCUGGAUUUUGUCAACACGUAUUUCACUGAGUCUGCUGGUAGCAGAGCUCUGGAAAACGUCCCCCAGGUAGUCAUCCUGAUCACUAAUGGGGAAUCCAAUGAUGAGGUCAAAAUGCCAGCCAACAAAUUGAAAGCCAGAGGCAUUGUCUAUGUGGUUCGAAUCAAUGUCCAGGAUUCAACUGAGCUUCAGGAAAUAGCCAACAAGCCUUUAAAUACAUUUCUGUUUGGUAUUGACAGUUAUGAUGUCCUUCAAGAUCUCCCCAGAAGCCUUUUGCAAACCAUGUGCUUUGCAGUCGAGAGCCAGAUUAAAGCAUUUACAAAGCACUAUGCUGACAUUGUUUUUCUCGUUGACUCUUCUGUGAAUAUGGGGUCUUCUACCUUCGAGCAAAUAAAAAAUUUCAUUUACCAAAUUGUUGACCAGCUUGAUGUUGGGACUGACAAAUACAGGGUCGGCCUAGCCCAGUACAGCAGGGAAGGCCAUGUGGAGUUUUUACUGAACACCUAUAAGAGCAAGGAAGAUGUGCUCAAUCACAUCCAGGGGCGUGUCACAUUCCUGGGGGGCCCUUUGCAAACAGGAAGUGCCCUGGAGUUUCUGCACAGAGUCUUUUUCAAAGAAGAGGCUGGGAGCCGAAUUAGCCAAGGCACCCCCCAGUUUGCAGUGGUCAUCACUUCUGCCAAAUCAGAGGAUGAUGUUGCAGAAGCUGCAGAGGAGCUGAAAGAGAUCAGAGUGAAAGUCAUCUCAGUCGGUGUCCAAAAUUCGGAUCGGGAAGAAAUGGAGGUGAUAGCCACCUCUCCCUUGGUUUACCAAGUCAAUGUAGUGCAGAGCAUCAGUCAGCUGCACCAGGACAUUACUGAUGUUUUGGAAGCGUCAGUUCAACAACAGUAUGACUCUGCCCUAGAUGCAAAAGUGCCAGCAGUAUGCUCCAGAGCAUCUGUAGCAGACAUUGUAUUUCUUGUGGAUGAAUCCAGCAGAAUUGGGUUAAGAAACUUCCAGCUGAUCAGGACCUUUCUGCUCAAAAUAGUCAAUGCUCUGGAUAUUGGCCCAAAUAAUAUCAGAGUUGGCUUGGUGUUGUACAGUGAUGAACCAAGGCUAGAGUUCACCCUGGAUACAUUUGAGGACAAAUCAGAUAUCUUGAACUACCUGACAAAAUUGCCAUAUCGAGGUGGGAGCACGUACACUGGUGCUGCCAUAGAUUUCCUGAGGAAGAAGGUUUUUACUCAAAAGGCAGGUAGCAGGAAAAAUCAAGGAGUACAGCAAUUAGCUGUGGUUAUCACUGAUGGCCAGUCUUACGAUGACUUUGAUGAGCCUGCCUCUAAACUGAGACAUCAUGGAGUUGCUGUCUACGCUGUGGGCACCAAGAAUAUCUCAGAGAGUAGCCAGAUGGAUAAAAUUGCAUCGUAUCCCGCAAGGAAACACGUCACCAACUUGGAAUCUUUUCUGCAGCUGUCAAAUAUUGAAUGGAAAAUAAAGAAACAGCUUUGCAGUGAGAUUGUGUCACAAACCUUUGUAGUCCCAGUGCGAUCACGGACCCUGAAAGAAGGUUGUGUAGACACAGAGGAAGCUGAUAUUUAUUUCCUGAUUGAUGGGUCUGGCAGUAUAUUCCCAAAUGACUUCCAGGACAUGAAAGUAUUCAUGAAUGAGAUGAUCCUCACGUUCCCGGUCAGUGCCAAUGGAGUUCGCUUUGGUGUGGUUCAGUAUGCAAGCACUCCUCAAACAGAAUUCGUGAUUAGCCAGUACAGCAGCGUGAAUCAGUUAAAGGAAGCAGUCCGUGUUAUUCAGCAGUCAGGAGGUGGCACCAAUACUGGAGAUGCUUUAAGGUAUAUGAAAAGUCUUUUUGCAAAGGCCACCAGGGACAAUGUUCCCAAGUUGCUGAUAGUCAUUACGGAUGGUGAAUCCCAGGAUCAGGUGACAAAGGCAGCAGAAGAGCUGAGACAAGAAGGGAUUGUUAUAUAUGCCGUUGGCGUCGGGUAUGCAGUUAAAAAGGAACUGAAAGACAUCGCAGGAACAGAAGAGCGAAUGUUUUUUGUAAACGACUUUGAUUCCUUAAAGCUCAUCAAACAUGAUAUUGUGCAGGAUAUCUGCUCCCCAGAAGCCUGUAAGAACAUGAAAGCCGACAUUAUUUUGCUAGUCGACAGCUCUGAGAGUAUCCACCCUGUUGAUUUUCAGAAGUUGAAGGAUUUCAUACAGCUGAUUGUGAACAGGUCUGAUAUUGGGGCUGAUAAAGUUCAGAUUGGCUUGUUGCAGUUCAGUUCAGAGCCCCAGGAGGAGUUCCAAUUCAACAGCUACGGCAGCAGGACUGACCUAAGGAGAGCCAUUUUGGGAAUCAGGCAGAUUAAAUCCAGAAUGAUGACCGGGAAAGCCCUAACUUUUGCCUCCUCUUACUUUGAUGAACCCAAAGGAGGGCGACCCAGAGUAAAACAGUAUCUCAUAGUGAUCACAGAUGGGGAGGCCCAAGAUAUCGUGAGAGAGCCUGCUGAGACCAUUAGGGACAAAGGUAUCACCAUCUAUGCCAUUGGUGUUCGCCAGGCAAACAACUCCCAACUUGUGGAGAUUGCUGGCAGUCAAGACAAAGUGUUCUUCGAGGAUAACUUUGAUUCCCUUACCUUUCUGGAAAAGGAGAUUCUCUUUGAAAUUUGCAACCCGGAGGAUUCAUGCAAAAAGACUGAAGUUGCAGACAUCAUAUUUGUAGAGCAUGGAUCAAGAAGCAUCAUAGACUUGAAGUUCCAGGGCAUGCAGAGGAUCAUGGAGGCUGUGGUGAAUGACUCAGUGGUUGGAAAAGACAAUGUUCAGUUUGGGGCUGUGGUCUAUAGCACUGAUCCUCAGGAUCAUUUCUCACUGAAUACGUACUCUGCUAAAUCGCAGGUCAGAGAAGCAAUCUCUAAUUUGAGACCUAUGCCGGGGCUAACCUUCACAGCAAGGGCUUUGAACUUUGCCAGGGAGAGAUUUGGUAUGGCUUAUGGAGGUCGUACAUCAUCUUUUAGUGUCACCCAGAUUCUUGUGCUUAUUACUGAUCAGCCAACUUCACCCUUGGAUAAACCCAAUCUUCCAGCAGCAGCAAAAUCUUUGAAGCAAGAUGGUAUCAAUGUCUUUGCUGUUGGAGUGGAUGAAGCGAGUAGAACAGAGCUUGAAGAAAUUGUGGGAGAGCGAGAGAAAUUGUUCUUUGCACCGAGCUAUAAUGAACUGGAAAGCUCACACGAAGACCUCACUCAUACAGUAUGUGAUGAGGCAAAGCCAGCUUGUGGCAACCAACAGGCAGAUCUUAUAUUCUUGAUUGAUGGGUCAGAAAGAAUACCUGCAAAUAACUUUUCUGCCAGGAAAACAUUCAUGAAGGAAAUCGUGGACAGUUUUAUUAUCGCUCAGGACAAAGUCCAAGUUGGUGUGAUCCAGUACAGCAAAGAUCCCCAGAAGGAAAUAUAUCUCAAUGAAUUCCACUCCGACACAGCCAUAAAGGAACAGAUUGACAGCAUUGUCCAAUUAAAGACCUCCACCUUCACCGGUAAAGGUCUGAGGUUUGUCAAGAGCUUUUUUGAGACUGCCAAUGGUGGCAGGAAAAAACAAGGAGUUUUGCAAAGCCUAGUAGUGAUUACUGGUGGGCAGUCUAACGACAUGGUGGAUGAGGCAGCUAUUGCUCUGAGGAAUGAUGGGACACACAUCUUUGCAAUUGGCCUAGGAAGUCCAAACUCAUUUGAGUUGCUUCGAAUUGCUGGUGAUGCACGCAGGGUGUAUGUGCUGGAGAAUUUUGAAGAGCUGAAAACCAUAGAGAGGAAGGUUGUCACUGAAAUCUGUGAAUUGGAAGAUCAUCCUAGCCAGGACUGCAACAUAGAUGUUUCUGUAGGAAUUGAUAUUUCAAGGCGCAUGAAGUCUAUAUCUGCACUGCAUGAGAAGCAGAAACUGCAAAAGUAUCUGCCCAAACUUCUACACGGGAUGGAGUCCUUGACUAACAACAGCUGUACUGUUGAGUCUCAAAUCAACAUCAGGUUCAAGUACCAAGUGUUUGUACAGAACGGCCAGUCCUUGUUUGACUCCGAUUUUGAAGCCUAUGACGAAGAGAUCGUCCAGAAAUUCUUAGUUGUCCAGACAAUUGUGGACACAUAUCUGAAUGCAGACUUCUUACAGUCAUUUUGGGAGAAAUCCCUCAGCCUGGCCUCUGCUAAAGUGAAGAGGGAGAGAGGUCCAAUGGGCUUCAAUGGAACUCAAGGAGAAGGAGGAUGCCCGGGUGUUAGAGGUCCUAAGGGAGCAAGAGGCUAUCGAGGAAUUCGGGGUGAAGAUGGUGAAAAUGGAAUUGAUGGGACUGAUGGAUCGGAGGGAAAACGAGGAUCUCCUGGAUCUUCUGGAGAAAAAGGCAGCGCAGGAAGACAGGUAAAAAAAGGACCUAGAGGAGAAUUGGGUGAGCGUGGAGAGCCUGGUCUAAGAGGAGACCAUGGGGAUCCUGGAAUUAACAACAAUGUCUCUGGUCCAGAGGGUGAAAAAGGAAAGCCAGGGCAGCAGGGAGAACCGGGAACAGAUGGAGUGCCAGGAGUGUUGGGUGAAGAGGGCACUGAUGGUGCAGAAGGUCGGAGAGGUCCCCAGGGCUUAAAGGGUGGGCGAGGAGAUCGUGGGGAACCAGGUUAUCCAGGAGAUCCUGGCCUACGAGGCUCACAGGGUCUAAGAGGACCACAGGGGGUCAGAGGCCCUCCUGGACCACAAGACAUACCAGGCCCUCAGGCUAAUCCAGGAGCCUCAGGUGCAGCAGGCUCUCCUGGGAAUCCAGGGCCUAGAGGACCACAGGGUGAACCUGGAGAUCCUGGUGAGACGAGUCUGCUGGGACCCGCUGGCCCAAGGGGCAUGCCUGGCCCAGAUGGCAAUAAUGGGUAUGGUCCUGCAGGAAGCAAAGGAGCAAAGGGAGAAUCUGGAUUCCCAGGAUACCCCGGUCCACAGGGAGAAGAUGGUGAUCCAGGCAGUCAAGGAGAUAGAGGGUCCAAAGGAAUUAGAGGGAAAAGGGGAAAUGCUGGAUUUCCAGGUUCAGAGGGAAAUCCAGGGGACCAAGGGCCUCCAGGACCACAGGGUUGUGAGGCACCAAAGGGUACCAUAGCCAUGGCUCCUUGUGGACUUGUUAAUUUCACACGAGAAAACUGCUCUUGCUUAUCAGGUACAGCCAAAUGUCCAGUAUAUCCAACUGAAUUGGUGUUUGCCCUCGAUAUGUCUGAAGAUGUUACCCUAGCAGCAUUUGAAAGAAUGAGGGAUAUUGUGAUCUCUUUGCUGCGGGUCAUCAAGCUCAGCGAAAGCAACUGUCCGACUGGUGCCCGCAUCUCCAUAGUUUCAUACAAUACCAAUACAAGGUACCUCAUCCGAUUCUCAGAAUUCCAGAGGAACAACUUGCUGCUGGAAGCAGUCCAGAGAAUACCGCUGGAGAGGUCCUCGGGCAGACGCAAUAUUGGAAUGGCCAUGAGAUUCAUUGCAAGGAAUGUGUUCAAGCGGGUUCGUCAGGGUGUUCUCGUAAGAAAAGUUGCCAUAUUUUUCACCAGUGGUCCAUCACAGGAUGCUACCUCCAUCAACACAGCAGUGCUGGAGUUUGGUGCCCUGGAUAUCACUCCUGUUGUGAUUGCCUUCAGUGAAGUCCCUAAUAUCAGACGUGCUUUCUCGAUGGAUGACACUAGAAGAUUUCAACUGCUUAUUUGGGAAAGGCAGCAAAAUCAGCUCUUGGAAAGCAUCACAUAUUGCACAUUCUGCUAUGAUAAAUGCAAACCAGAUACAAACUGUGAAGUGACAGUUCCCCCACAAGUCAUGGCGAACAUGGACAUCACUUAUGUCAUGGACAGCUCUGGCAGCAUUGACAGCGAUGAGUUUGAGAGAGCCAAAGAUUUUGUGAGUACCAUGCUCGAUCACUUUGUUAUCACCUCACAGCCGAGGGGAUCGGAGGAAGGGGCGAGGGUGGCAUUGGUGCAGCAGGCUCCUCGAAGCUUUAUCUCCAACUGAAACACAAGCCCAGUGAACAAAGAGUUUGAUCUGAUCACGUACAGUGGUAAACAUUUGAUGAAGAGACAUAUCCAAGAAUCUGUUCACCAGCUGGAAGGGCCAUCUGCCAUUGGUCAUGCUCUGCAAUGGACAAUUGAGAAUAUAUUUUUCAAAGCCCCCAAGCCGAGACAACACAGGGUCAUAUUUACAAUACUUGGAAGUAAGACGAGUUCCUGGGACAGACAGAAACUGAGAGAGGUCUCACUGCAAGCCAAGUGCCAAGGAUUCAUCAUGUUCACCCUAGCACUUGGAAACUAUAUUACCAGCAGCGAGCUGACAGAGCUUUCGAGCUUCCCAGCAGAACAGCACCUAGUGCAACUGGGCAGGGCUCUGAAACUUGAAAUGGCAUAUGCUCAGAAGUUUAGUCGUGUCUUCCUAAACCUCCUAAAACGGGGAAUGAACAGUUAUCCUUCUCCAGAACUGCAAGAAGAGUGUGAAGCCUUAAAUCGAGGAGAUGCACAACAGCACGUAGCUGUUCUGGAGAGGAUACCUUUCCCUGAAUUUGGUGGAGUUGACAGUGUUGGGAAUUUGGAAGAGCUAAUGGAAAGCAGAAUGAUAGAAGAAAUUACAGAAGCCACUCAGGAGGAACCUGUAAAUGUCAGACAAGAAGAAAAAUAUGAUUUUGAGGAGAAGUAUUUCACAGAGGGCAAUGCCAAAGAGACCAAGCUAGAGGAAUAUGGAGAAGUCCCAGAGAAGAAUGAAGAAAACUUAGGGGAGACAGUAGAAACUGGAGCUGCAUAUGCUAACUAUGAUGCUUGUGCAGUGGAUCAUGAUGGAGGAGUGUGUCAAGAUUACAAUCUGAAAUGGCAUUAUGACAAAGAGCAGAAAGUCUGCACUCCAUUCUGGUAUGGCGGCUGUGGAGGCAACAAAAACAGAUUUGAAACUCAAGAGGAAUGUGAAGCUUUGUGCAUAGCAUCUUCUUAGAGUGGAGACAGUCAAACCACUUCACUUCUUCAACUAUGCUGUAAGGACAAUGGGGAAAAAGAAAUUAAAAGAAAAAGCUCUAAGUUAACAAUACUGCUUCUAAAUUUUAGGUAAAACAAAUACAUUCUUAUUAAAAUCCAUGUUGCAAGAGGGCAUUUUUAGUUGUUUCUUACCUACUAACUGAAUAAUGAAAAUGGAGUUACAAAAAUUGAUUUAGGAAGAACCGGUCUAGGAAAUAUUAUUUUCUUAGCCAAUAGUGCAUUAUUUAAAAGGGUAAGGUAAAAAUUAAUACCAACACUUGAUACUGCUCCAUAACACCAAAACGUGAACUUUUUAAGCGUACUGAAGAAAAUAAAUCAAUACCUCAGACAUUUGUAUAAAAUAAUAUUGGAGGUGAGAUGUUAAUGUCAAAGUGUUUUGGUUCAUUUGUCUGAAUUAAUCCUAGUUAAAGAAUGGGUCAAAACAAUAUUUUAGCUCUCAAAAGAUGUAGAGCUAUGAUAGGUCACUCUGCUCUGGUCUGUGUCUAAUGUAGCCUAAUUCUUAGCCUUCUUUUAAAGAACCCAAUAUGAAUAAAUUCUUUCUGCCUAAAAUAUUAAGGUGUAUGCCACUGUGUUUUUUAAAAUUGAUUUUGACAGCCUUGUAGAUUGGCUUCUCAGCACAUAUAAAUCAGCAUAGCUCAAAUUCCUUUCACUGAGGGAUCAACACACAGACGAAAUGCCAAUGAUUGUGUAGGACAAAUACAGAAGAAUUAGGUCAUAAGUGUUUGGUACUGCUGGGAAAGCCAUGUAUUUUUCUUUAAAGCACAAAGAAUUUCAGGUAAGGUUUGUUUUUGUUUUUUUAAGUGCACAUGCUACUACUUUUAGAGCCUGUUCAUGAUGCUACCUGGCACUGAGUUUUAUUGCCCAGUGGAAAAAUGUGGCUUUACAGCCAUAGGGCUAGAUACACAAAGGGAUUUAGGUGCCUAACUGCUAUUUUAGCCUCCUAAAUCCAAAAUUUAGGACCUCAAAACCCUAACUCAGCUAGACACCUUCAAGGACAGGUGACAAAGUCCUUAGGCACCUUAAAUUUUGCCAUUCAGCAUGCACACAGUGCCACGGUCCAGAUACCCAGCUCAUACCUAAGGCCCAGCAGAAUGCUCAGACUAGGUAUUCCCCCGUCUAACUCACCUGUGGGGCCUAAUCAGGUAGCUGUUCUCAGAGGACACCUAACAGAUCAGGCCAUGCACAAAAUAUCAGAGGAAGAUAUGGUUCCCUUAUGACCUUUAAUAGAGUGGGUAGAGCACUCCCUCAGGCUGUGGGAGCCCCAGGUUCAAAUAAUCCCUUUGCCUGAUUUGGAGCAGGGAUUGGAAUCUCUAUCUCCCACCUGGCAGGAGUGUGCCCUAACCGCUGGGCUAUGGAAGAUUCUGGGGUGGGGCUUUUUCAAUCCCUCCUGCUCAAGCUGUGCCACGUUGUAGAAAUAAUUAAAUAAAUGGUCAUUGGAACGGGCAUUUGAGUCUCUGACAUCCCAGGCGAGCACCCUAGCCAUUGGGCUACAGCGUCACUCACCCUCUUUUUCUGUCCCAAUGGAUAUUUAAUUACUUACACAAAGUGGAACAGCUUCAACAGGAGAGACAGACCUGAUCCAGAGUACCCCAUCUCCUAGUGGUUAUGGCAGUCUCCGGAGAGGUGGGUUCCAAUCCUUGCUCCCUAGCAGGCAGACGGGGAUCUGCACCUUGAUUUCCCAUAUCCUCAGUGAGUGCUCUAAUCCCUGGGCUAAAGGUUAAGGGGUGGGUAGAGGCAGUGGCAAAAUCACCACCAUUUUUUUUUUUUUUUUUUUGGCAAGAAAGGGCUUAGGCGCCUAACUCUAGGAGAGGAAUCAGGACUUUGAGGGGCUGGGCGUAGGCCACGCUCCUCUCCUCAUCAUUUCCUCUUGGCUAGCUUAGGUGGCUCCCCACUCAGCGUGCAUCCUAUUCUUCGGUGCCUAACCCUCCCCUUGCAGUGUACUGGGAGCCUUGGCACUCAGCUUGAGGCUGUGACUUUCAUUAGGUGGCAAGGCACCUGAAAGAAAGUGAAGCGACACCGAGCCUAAGUCCCCUUUGUGGCUCUAGCCCAUAGCAUCCUAUUUGAAACAGUAUACAGCUUGCCCCCACAUCAGUGGUGGUCACAUAGCACUUACAACGCAAUCUAGUCUCCCUCCUGGAGGAGGUGAUAUCACAGUGAUAUCACCCACCAAAUGGUAUCCAUUUGGCUGCAGCUGGAGAGUAUGUGUGGUGGGAUUGGAUUGUGUGUGUGUGGGGUGGAGGGGGCUGAUUCUCUGUGUUGAUUGGAGAAAUAGUUCAUUGAUUUCUUAUUUAAAAAAACCUGAUGAAAACAUGUUCUAAAGCCUAUCCUGCUGAAAGACUCUGGCCAAUCUUAAAGCCUCCAGGCCUUCUGAUCUCCUAUGGGGAAGUCAGUAAUGCCACUGAAACCGGUCAAGUUUGCAGCAGGAUAUUCAUAGAGUUCAAGCUGAGAAGGCAACAGUAGAUCAUCUAGUCUGAUUGUCUGUAUAUCACAGGCCAUUAACUUUCACCCAGACUACCCUGUAUUGAGUCCAGUAAUUGUGUAUAACUAAAAGCCUGUCUUGUUUGGUUAAAGCAGAUCUUCCAGUAAGGCAACCAGAAGUCCAUGGUAGCAAACCCCAAGCAAGGACUGGGGUCUAAAGAGCCUGAUUUCCCCCUCUCACCAUGGUGUAAAUCAGAUGUAUGUUCAUUGAUGUCAAAGGAGUUACCCGAUGUAGGCUUGGAAGGAUUAGAUUUUAAAUUAGUAAAUGUCAAUUUCAAUAUAUACACAAACAGAUGAAAAAAAUAUUUCCCCUGGUAAUAAUCAAAGUUUACAGAUAAGCAAGAAAAAUGCUGCUUGAGAACUAGAGUUUGAUUAAAGAUAUUUACUUUGUAUAUUUUGCUAUGUGCUGUUGACAAUGUUUUAACAGGUGUGCAGCUUUGACUUUUUGAAUCUCAAUGCCAUUAAAUAAUUGCCUGACCCCAUCCCGUUUAUUAUGAAAAUUUAAAUCAAAAAUUGAAAAAAAAUGCUUAGACAGAUAUCCGUCAUAAUUAUAGAACAAUACAGAUUGAAUUCUGCCAAGACUACCCUUGUAAAAGUGGGAUCAGCAUCAAAUCCUCAGGGAAAGAUUUUACUAUUAAACCUUAGUUACUAUUCAAAGUUAACAGUACACAUGGGAGCCUGAAACCACUACAAAUGUUCAGUUCAGAAUUGGAAUUUAGUUUGUAGAAUAAAAAUAAAUGUGCAUUUGUUACCAAACUGUCCAAGCACAAAGAAUCCACACAGAAUCCUUUUGUUUCCUUUGACUGUGAGAAGUAAAGCACACAUUUUAACAAUCCUUUUUAAAAAAAAAAAUUAAUGUAGUACUUGUGAUAUGUACCAAACUGACAGAUUGGGAAAUUAAGUGCACUAUCCAUUACAGGCAAUGUCACUGCAAACAGUCAUACAUGAUACCUCACUGUUAUGCUAAGAAUCAGUUGCUGGAGAGUGAUCCUGUGAGGUAAAAAGGCAGUUAAAUCACCCCUGGGCCUUUCUGAGACUGUCAGUUUGGUGGUGGUGGUAGGGGUUACAUAGGCAUUAUCAGCCUAUAACUAACA
Chelonia mydas (Green sea turtle) is the source of this 11617-nucleotide messenger RNA. RefSeq names its product collagen alpha-4(VI) chain. The record is from RefSeq and is a predicted model, not a curated record. Gene Ontology annotation, molecular function: serine-type endopeptidase inhibitor activity. NCBI's taxonomy places the organism in Eukaryota, Metazoa, Chordata, Testudines, Cheloniidae.